Molecule: messenger RNA, 1038 nt
Organism: Triticum urartu
Lineage: Eukaryota; Viridiplantae; Streptophyta; Magnoliopsida; Poales; Poaceae
Source: RefSeq, a predicted model, not a curated record
GCAGCACUGAUAUUCUUGUCAUAUAUGCGAGUGUCCAUUGGUUUUCAGUUAUUAUUCCUAUGGCAUCAAAAAACACUAGUAUGUUUUCCCUGUCACGCUGAUCAUGCAGUAGCGUUGCUAUUAUUGUCUGUUUCCUUUCAUUUGCCAGCUUUGGCCAGGUCCUCCUACAUUUAGGCAUUGCCGUCAGAAAAUAGAAGCACGCUAAUCAAUCCAAGUGCUUUAACCUCGUUUUCCUUUCCUCCUUAUCCCUUUAUAUUUAUCAAAUCAAAUUAUAAGGGCAUGAGGUUCUGAAACAAUCGCCGGGAUUGAGAUUCCGAGGUUAACAAUUGGCGUUGCUCUUCAAAAGAAUCUUCCAAGAAUCAGAUCUAAGUGCUCUGAAGGCUAACGAAUCGCAUGGACCUUGCUGCCGGCGAUGGACACUGACGCCCAGGCGCCGGAGGCACCGUCGUCGCCGCCGCCCCGGUCCGCCCGGUCGAGGCCGUCGAGCUGGGGCAGCAGCGGUAGCUCCGAGUACACGAGCCUCCGGGACGUGCUCUCGGAGCUGGGCAACGGCGGCGGCGGCGGCAGCUCCUCCGACCUCCACGACUUCGACACCUCCAACAUCCCCAUCCGCAACCAGCUGCUCAAGCACGCCGCGUCCGCCUACCUCCAGUCCGCCAUCGUCGUCACGCCGCGCGAAAGGGGCUGCCUCAGCAGGGCCUGGCGCCGCCGGUGCCGCAUCCUGCUCCGGCCGUGCCCCGAGUGCGAGUGCGACGUGGACGUCGACCCCGUCCGCCGCUGCGCCGCGGCGUUGGCCGGCUCGGUGCGGCGCGUCCUCGCCUCCCUCUGCGGCUGCGUCGCCUGCAUGUGGACGUAGCGCGCGCGCACAGGUGCACCGGCCAUCGUUGCUGCCGUUUGGCCAUGCAUGCAUGCUGAUGCUUUAAUUACUACACUGAACAUGACUGCUUCGUGUAUGUGCACGUAGGCAUGAUUUUGCUCUUUGCACUCUUAAUUAGAUCGCGAUGCAUGCUGUCUGAUGCGACCGUACAUAUUUAGACG